CACAAUAGAAUCAUUGCAUUCCAACUUUUUACAAUGAAGACAACUGUUUUGUAUUUGACACUAGCAGUGGCAAUUUAUUUGAGCCUAAAACUUGAAUAUAAUAAUGCUGUAAUUUUCAAAAUGACAAAUGCCAAGUGCGAGACAUUCAACAAAUCGUGGGUCCUGAUAUAUAAUUGCCGCUUAAAGGCAGUUAGACGACACGUAACUGUUUUGAAUAUUAACAGUACAUAUUUACAACCUGUUAAUAAUUUGUGGGUUCAUGCUGAAAUGUUCAAGAAAGCCAAUGGAUAUAAACCUUGGUUAUUUAAUGCAACGGUUGAUGCCUGUCGUUUUCUACGAAAGCCCAAUAAUCCGAUCAUUUCUUUGAUUUUCAAUUUAUUUAAAGAGUUUACAAAUAUCAAUCACCCAUGCCCUUUCUACGGACCACAACUUGUUGAGGGUUUCUAUCUAAAGCCUGAAUUGUUGCGUCUUCCAUUACCAACUGGCGAGUACUUAUUAGAAAUAACAUGGAUAUUUGAUAAUAGACCACAAUAUUUUACGAAUGUAUAUUUUGAAUUUGUUGAGGAUUUAUAG
Molecule: messenger RNA, 573 nt
Organism: Drosophila willistoni
Lineage: Eukaryota; Metazoa; Arthropoda; Insecta; Diptera; Drosophilidae
Exons: 3
Coding region: 34-573 (179 amino acids)
Source: RefSeq, a predicted model, not a curated record